GGCGUUGAAGCGCCGAGAGACACGACGGCUCUCCCCCGACUAAUGCAACCUUAUUGUUAGGAAAACCAGGGAGACUGUUAACCAAAGAACCCUAAACAUUCUCAGAGACUCCUUUACGCACCGGCGGAGACAAUAGCGGAUUCCAGCAUAUGAAUGUCGCUAUAACGGUAUAGCUGUUGUAUAGACUCAAGCUGCUACCCCACUGGUGGAAAUCAAAGGCUGUACAUGGCGGUGGAGAGUACAAUUUGGCUGUUCUGUCUUCUUUCGCUGUUUUGUGGUCCAUCCAAGCAAGAAAAGCUGGUUUCCGUGGAGCUGAGCUGCGGCGCUGGACCCAGCCAUGUAGUGUUGGAACCAGGUUUGCCCCUCUUGCUGGACUGCAAUCUGGGGGCCAGUGAUACACCCUUCAAUGUCUCCUGGCUAAAGGAUGGACAGCCACUACUUCCAGAGGGGAAUGACUACCUUCAGUAUUUGGUCAAUGGAUCCGUUCUCCUGAUGCCAACGUCUAUGGAUGGCCAGUCUCCCCAUGGUGUGGCGGGGGCUUACAGCUGUGUGACUGGCAGCAGCCUUGGAGCGCUGAUGAGCCGGACUGUGAAUGUGCUCCUAGCAAGUCUGUCGAAGUUCCGUCUGGAGCCAUCUCCACAAAAAGUGCCCACAGGAGGGGCUGCCCGCUUUGAAUGCCAAAUUGAAGGAAUACCAACCCCUGUUAUUACCUGGGAAAAAGAUGAAGUAGCGAUUCCUGAGGGAACAAGAUUCAUUUCCCUUCCUAAUGGGGUGCUCCAGAUUCUGGAGGUGACCAAGGAUGAUGAGGGUGUCUACCGCUGUGUUGCAUCCAAUUCUGCCGGGAAGGACAUCAGUCAUGAAGCCAGACUCUCUGUCACCACAGGCUCGACCGAAGCCCUGAACAGAGUUGUGAUUGUGGCACCACCUCAGAAUGCUUCAGUUGUGCUUGGACAUCCUGCCGUGAUGGAGUGUGUGGCUCAAGGCCAGCCGAAACCACUGGUGUCCUGGAGCAGACAAGACGGAAAGCCCAUGUCUACUGAUGUGGUCGUCCUUGCAACAAACCUGGUGAUUAGAGACACAAGGCGUCACCAUGCUGGUGUCUAUGUCUGCCGAGCCAACAAGCCCAGGACCAGAGAGUUUGUCAUUGCUGCUGCUGAGCUGCAAGUACCCGCCCCCCCAGUGAUUCUUCAGGGCCCAGAGACAGUGUCCCUCUCCCGGGGAAACACAGCCAGGUUUUUGUGUAACAGCUCUGGAGAACCUCCUCCAGUGUUGCACUGGUUGAAGAAUGGCCAGCCUAUAAAGUCAUUCAGACGAGUAAAGACCCAAAGCCCCGGAGUCCUGCUAAUUAACCAGCUGGCUCUGGAAGAUGCAGGCUACUACCAGUGCAUAGCAGAGAACUGGCUUGGCACAGCCUGUGCGACUGCCAGGCUGACGGUCAUUGUGAGGGAAGGUCUGCCCAGCCCUCCUCGCCACCUUUCUGCUACACCAUACUCCAGCACAACUGCCCUGCUCAGCUGGGAGAAACCUGAGUACAACUCAGAUCAAAUCAUUGGCUACUCGGUGCACUGCCACAGCACUGCAGGCUCUGAUAACGGGGAAUAUGAAUUUGCAAUGAACAAUGACACCACUGAAUAUCUCUUCAGAGAGCUUCUGCCCCAUACUACCUACACAUUAUUUGUGGUGGCUUACUCUCCCAUGGGUGCUAGCAGCCCGUCUCUGCCUAUCACUGUAGAGAUGCUGGAGGAUGUGCCAAGUGCCCCUCCUCAGCUGUAUAUAGCUAGCACUUCCCGCACAGACGUCAAGGUGAAGUGGCAUCCGUUGUCCUCAGAGCAGAGUCGUGGAGUUGUUACCCACUACCGCAUUGAGUACAGCAUUUUAGAUCAGCCGGACUCUGUGUUUUCCGUGGAGGUGGGGGGGAAUGAGACACAUUUUACAUUGAGAGGGCUGCAACCCAGCCAGACUUACCUACUGAGAAUAGCUGCUGGAACUGCCAUUGGCUUUGGGGUUCCUUCCGAGUGGGUUCAGCACAAGACACCUCCCAUUGAUAGCGAUGACAGCAUGGUGAUCUUUGCUCCUAAUGAGCUGAAAGUUAGAGCCAGUGUGAACACACUUAAUGUCACAUGGCAGCCCUCACCCAAUCACACGUUGGUCUCUGGUUACAAGCUGUCCUGUCGAGAAGUCGAGGCUGAAGAGACGGCCAAUGGGGAAAGGACAACUCAGACACACACCAUCAGGCUCCGUAAGAAGGCUAGAUAUCAUCUCCUCACUGGGCUGGGCCCUGACCGACAGUUUGAGGUGAGGCUAUGGGCAUUCAAUAAACAGACAGAUGGAGCAGCUGCAGUGUGGAAGGGAAAGACAGAAAAGCCUCAUGCACCACCAACAACGCCUGGGCCACCACCUCCAUUGCCCCCGAGCAAUAUCCAAGCCACAGCCAACAGCUCUACUUCCAUCUGGCUGCGAUGGGAGAAACCGCGGUUCAACAAUGUACACAUCAUCGACUACACAGUGCGCUGCAGCCCAGCAGGAACCACCAACGCAUCCAUGGUUUCCUAUUACACCAGCUCUGCACAAGAGAUUUUGCUUGGGGCACUGAAACCCUUCACUCGCUAUGAGCUGGCAGUGCAGUCUAAUGGAGCAAAUGUGGUAGGACCCUUUAGCGGCACUGUGGAAGAGUCCACUCUCACUGACCGGCCUUCCACACCUCCCGAGGAGCUGCAGCUGACUACGCUGGACUCCUCGUCGGUGCUGGUGAGCUGGCACCCUCCACUGGAGCCUAAUGGUAUCAUCAUCAGCUACUGGAUUUUGUACAGUGGCAACCUCAGUGAGCCAGAGCAUUUAUGGAAGAAUGUCUCCCAGGAUGGAAGUAUUACCAGUGUAGAGGUCCAGGGAUUGGCCAGUGGCACUAGAUAUUUUUUUAAGGUGGGGGCAUCUACUGAGGUGGGGCCAGGGCCUUACUCACCUAUAAAGGAAGUUCACACAAGCCAUCAAGAGCUGGACAUCCAUGCAGUGACAGGCAUUAUAGUGGGUGUGUGCCUAGGACUGAUAUGCAUCCUCCUUUGCAUGUGUUUCAGCUUUCGUAACAGCAAAUCCAGGGAGCUAUCUGGGGUUCUGGACUCUACAGCUGUGAUACCUCAGUAUAAGAGAGGAGGCUGCCCCAUUCCCUCCAACAUACCAGAGUGCAGCAACAGCUAUGAGUUGGAGACAUUGAUGCCGGCAGGUAGCCAAGAGUCUGGUCAACUGCCAGCAGAGGCCCCAGAAGAGCAGAGUCUGAUGGCUGCCUGGAACGGCUCUGUAAGCCAUAACUGGGCCAACAGAAUCACAAGAUACAAAGACACCCUAAUAGAAGAUUCUCCAACACUCGUGAAUGGAGCUCUCAACAUGCUAAUCACUGAUAAUGGCAUGGAAGAAGAUAAUUUGAGUACAUCCAUGUGCAGUAACCAGGUUGAGGCAGAAGUCAUUGUUCAUUCUGAGCUUUUGGACACAGGGAGGGAGAAAGAAGAGGAGGGCUAUCAAAACACAGAUUCUAACACCACCUUGGGACCCUCAUUGUCAGAGGAAAAGUAUUCCUCUUUGAGCCAGCCGAGUUCGCAAGAAGAAGAGGAACAUCUAGAAAAACUGUCACUAUCCCAAAGCUCCUCAAAUCUUCCCUCAGUAAAGCUGGUGGCUACUUACAAUGGGGAAAUUGAAGAUACAGGACACCAGCUGACUGCAGACACAGCACCACAUCAGGAAAUGGGUCUAACCAAUGGUUUCCAUUCUCCUAAGAUUGUGCUGAGGUCAGAGCGUCUGGAAAAUGGGGACUCUAGACACUGUCCAUCUGCAGCAGGGAAAGCCAUCUCUCCUGGCCUGUCCCCUUCCCCCUUUGUCAGCACCGGACUUGUCCACUCUACCUCAGCAGCACACAGUUAUCUGUGCCCAUAGCCUCUGCAUGCAGGGCAUCAACCCCAUAUGGAUUUUCUUUUAUGUACCCAGGAAAAAAAAACCCAAGGAUUAUUUUUAUGCACCUCAUUAUUAGCUUUCUUUCUCUUCCUUGCAAAGUUUUAUAGGUACUUUGAAUCCAUUGUUUCAUACUUGUGUAUAUAGAGUAAACAUAUACGGUAUAUUUUUAGUGGUAGAGUACUGUAUAUGGGUAUGCAUUCUCUAUCAUUGCAACCACAGUUUCCUCUGGGUCUUUCCUAUCCAUAGGAAGGAAAAAGAUUUAACCAAGCAGACGGACAUGAAUUGGAGAAGGUAUUUCUCACUGUGUCGUAAAUGGCUCUGUUCCACUCAGGAAUGAGAAAAGGCCAGGAAUUUUCCGUGAGUGAGUGCUUGGACAGGUUAUCAUCACUGAUGAAUGGAUUGGAAGCACAGGGUCUCCCUGGGUUUGGUAGUGUGGAUGCUACUUUAGUGUGGCACUUAGGAAUAAGCCUUAAAGAGUAUCUUCACACUCUGCAAGUGCAGAACACCUGUGCCUCUCUCCAGCCACCUGCUGUCUCAGGGUCCACAGCCACACACACACACACAUACACACACAUACAAACACACAGAAAGCUAAAAACCUCGCUAAUUCCUCGAUAUUGCAUGUAAAAUUCAAACAGUCAUGUGUAAACACACAUUUAGAUACAUUUCAUGACUGGAAUGUGGGGGUCUCAGGUGCCUAAUUAUUCUAGGUGCAUUUAUAACCUCUGUAUAUUUCUAAAUAUUACAUUGAGUCCAAGUACAAAAAAUGUCAAUUGGAAACAUAUGAAGUAUACAGAUGUGGAACGUGAAGUAUUCUUUUCCAAAAUGCCAUAUAUCCCUGUGGUGUGAUUUUGUAAUCCAGGGACAAUUGAAAAGUAAAACAUGUUUUCUUUUGGUUUUUAUAUGUCAUUUAUGGAAUUAUAGUAUUUAGAUGUUUAUUUUGGUAUUGGUUUGUGUUGAUGGGAGUACUAGAGGAGGUGUUACAACUGUACAUCUGUAGUCCACUCUCCUUUCUUUAGCUCCUAAAUGGGGAUGCACCAUUGUCCCUACUAUUGUCAAGAUACUGUGCCAUUGUGUCAAGAUACUUUUUUCCCCUCUGUAAAUGUAUUUUUAAUAUGAAAUACUUGCCACAAUUCAAAGUAUAUAGUGUAUUUGACUUGAUUCUGCCUGACUCGAAAUGUCCACAACUCUUUGCAUUGAUUUUGACAGACAUCAACAAGAUCAGCUAGAAAGGAAGGAAAAAAUACACAGUGCUUAACAAAUUUAUUAGUCAGCGAAAAGUGUGGUUUAUGCCAUUGCUGAACCUGACUAACAGUACUGAUACCUACCCAAAUCUUUUUUUUCUGUAACGGUCAGUAUGUACAAUCUCUAAUUGAAAUCAUAUUUCUUAUGUUAAAUUAUAAAUAUUGUUGUUAGCAAUGAAUUUUCAAAUUUACUAUUAUACAAAAAAAAAAAGCUGAAGAAUAGUAAAGCCAAAUUACAGUUAUCUAGCCUUCAUG
Molecule: messenger RNA, 5438 nt
Organism: Pundamilia nyererei
Lineage: Eukaryota; Metazoa; Chordata; Actinopteri; Cichliformes; Cichlidae
Gene: igdcc4
Product: immunoglobulin superfamily, DCC subclass, member 4
Exons: 20
Coding region: 226-3921 (1231 amino acids)
Molecular function (GO): protein binding
Source: RefSeq, a predicted model, not a curated record